Molecule: messenger RNA, 2569 nt
Organism: Cryphonectria parasitica EP155
Lineage: Eukaryota; Fungi; Ascomycota; Sordariomycetes; Diaporthales; Cryphonectriaceae
Product: P-loop containing nucleoside triphosphate hydrolase protein
Exons: 6
Coding region: 1-2256 (751 amino acids)
Molecular function (GO): ATP hydrolysis activity; ATP binding
Source: RefSeq, a predicted model, not a curated record
AUGACAUUAUUUGAUUUCUUCAGCAACAAGAGAGCACGGCGCUCGUUAUCUCCAAAAGCCGCUGAACGCUCGUUACCCUCGAAUGAUGUUGACACCAGAGACACGCCGCUUCCCGAGCGGAUUUGCAUCCAUUCCAAUGAUAUAGUCGAUACUCUGCUUGAAAUAUGCGAGGGCAGCGUAUUGGUGCCACCGUCCGAUGCCAUACCGGUGCGGCGAAACAUAACGAUCCUGCGACCAUUCAAGUUGUUAGUCUAUCACGAAAAUCGAAUUCGUGAUUUUGCGGAAAGACUCGAGGAUAAAUUUGCACAUCUUCUCAAAGCAGGCUCCAAUGUUGCUCAUGGCACCACUGAUAACUCUGGGGAGACGGCGAGAGACCACAUUGAUAUCGGGGCUGGCACUUCCAAAGCAGAAGCGAAGGAUGACCGGUCAUCCGAAGAUAACAACUCACUGGAACGAUUCCUUGAAGGACGCUCACCCAUCGCGCUUCUCCAUAUUCGUUGCCUACUCAACUUCAUGGACAAGGAAAUAAACGCCAGAAAGAAGCACCUCAGGAGCUCGUCAUGCGAAAAGAUUACUUUCAGCGACGUGUGGCAUCUCUUCCAGCCAGGCGAAGAAGUCAUUGAUCAGGGGCAUAAACAAGUCUACCGGGUUUUGCAUGUGCAGAUACCCAUGCACAGAGCCAGUUCUCCAUUAUCGCGCUACUUCCGGUCCGAGAGAGGGAAUUAUGAGAAGCCUGCCACUGUCGAAUGCAUCUAUAUCGACUUUGAUGGCGAGAGACUUGGUCCUGUGACUAAGACUUUUGAGAUCCCUAGAUUCGAUCAAGAGAAGCCAAUCCGAUCCUUGCCUAUCUAUCCUUUUGCCAGAGAUCUUGAACACGGCUUUCGAGAUAGCCUGGUUGAGAGGGGCAAGAAACUUUGGGAAGUGAUACAGGUCAGGCCCAUGCAUUACAGAGGUCGCACUAUCGACACAAGGGAGGAGAUAGACAGUCAGGUCAUGGUCGACUUCAGUGAAGUGUUAGGCCAUGCAGAAGACUAUGGCAAGAGUUGGAAACCCAAAGUCGAAUUCAUAACUAGGUCCUCCGAGGAUCCAGAGACAGACGCCAGCGAACGGCUUUGCGCUAGUGAUUGCUGCGAGGCACAAGGAAUCAUCGCAGACCGUUCCAUCGAUAGAAAGAAGACCAAUAACUUCAUCGACAGCCUAAUCCCUACAACACUAGCGGAACGGCCGUCGCUCAUCAUAUACCCACAGACCUUGCAAGAGAUGUUAGACGUCAAGAGCACGCCGACUGAAGAUGAGCUCGUUCUCAUGAGCUACAGGGUCUUUGGAUUCAUUUUAAGAAGCAGAAAAUGGGCGGAGCUCGACUUGACACAUCUCGAGUACGAUAACGAGGAUAACAGGAACAGCGUUCUGAAUGCUUUCGAUAGCCUCAUCCUUCCCGAUGGCCACAAAGACAUGGUCCAGUCUCUAGUGACGCAGCAUUUCCGUGACAAAAGGGUCAGAGAAAAACACGCCGACAACAAGACGUAUACCGACAUGAGAACCGACCUUAUCCGAGGAAAAGGACAGGGACUGGUUAUGCUUCUUCACGGAGCACCCGGCGUCGGGAAGACGACUACGGCAGAGGGCAUAGCAGAGACAUUCCAAAAGCCCCUGUUCCAAAUCACAUGUGGCGAUCUCGGAACAACAGCCGCAGAAGUCCAGGUGGAGUUAGAAAAGAACUUCACGCUGGCGAGUCGAUGGGACUGUAUCCUUCUGCUGGACGAAGCCGAAGUCUUUCUUGCGUCUAGGGAAAGAAAGGACCUUCAGAGAAACGCCCUCGUCGCGGUCUUCCUCCGCGUGCUCGAAUACUACACCGGCAUCCUCUUCCUGACAACCAACCGCGUCGGUGACUUCGACGAAGCCUUUGCCUCUCGAAUCCAGAUGAGCCUGCAUUACCCCAAGCUCAACCGUGACAAGACGGAGAGGAUCUUCCAGAUCAACAUCAAGCUCAUCGAACGCAAAUUCCGAGAGCAGAAGCGCAACAUAAUGCUGGACUGGGACGCUAUUCGUGCUUUCGCUCUGCAGCACUUCGAUGCCAACGAUAGCAUUGACAAGCAGGGUCUACGAUGGAACGGGCGGCAGAUCCGCAAUGCGUGCCAGACAGCACUGGCAAUGGCAGAAUUCGAGGCGCUCGAAGGCGACAUGUCCGCCGAGAAGGAGCCCAGCUCACACGUGCAUCUGAAACUGAAGCAUUUCCUCACCGUAGAGAAGGCUUGAAACGAUUUCACCAUCUAUCUUGGCGACAUCUACGGAAUGGACUUGGACGAGCGUGCGGCCGAGGCCCACAUGCGCGCUGACGAGGCUGCUGGUGACAAGACCAGAGGGAAGAGACGGCAGUUCGGGCAGAAGAGCGGUGCAGCAUCAGGACACAGGGGGGGCUAGUCCGUAUAACUCUAGAAUGAACACGUUGCGUGAAUGUCCAGCCAUGGCUAAUGACUCUGUAAGAUCAUCAAAAGGCUUACUAUGAUUCACUUUCUUAGUCUGGGGAGCUGGAUAGGUGAGGUCAUGUGUCAUGAAGAAUUUCUGCUAC